Molecule: messenger RNA, 1201 nt
Organism: Spinacia oleracea (spinach)
Lineage: Eukaryota; Viridiplantae; Streptophyta; Magnoliopsida; Caryophyllales; Amaranthaceae
Exons: 11
Coding region: 176-952 (258 amino acids)
Biological process (GO): protein neddylation
Cellular component (GO): ubiquitin ligase complex
Molecular function (GO): cullin family protein binding; ubiquitin conjugating enzyme binding; ubiquitin-like protein binding
Source: RefSeq, a predicted model, not a curated record
UUCGUUUUAAUGUUCCAAAAUAAAAUCAAGCAAGCAAAGUAGAGAGCGAGAGAGAGAAGAGCGAGAGAGAAGUGAAAUAACUCUACCAGUUCAGUUUCAACUCUCGACUCCUCUCUCACUCUACCAGUUCGAACAAUUGUCUCCCAGAAUUAGGGCUUUUUCAUUCAUCUCAAACAUGUGGUUGUUUGAUUGGCAGAACAAACUAGGAAGAGGGCAUCGUGACAAACUCCAGCAGUUUAUGGCGAUAACUGGUGUCAGUGAUAAAGUUGCUCAUCAGGCACUGAAGGCUGGUGACUGGCAUCUAGAAGGAGCACUUGAUGUAUACUACAGUCAACCCCAGAUUAAGUCAUUAACUGAUUCUAGGAAUUUGGAGGAGCUAUUUAACCGAUACAGAGAUCCGAAUUAUGACAUGAUAAUGGCUGAUGGUGUCGAUAACCUCUGCACUGAUCUCCAGGUUGAUCCUCAAGAUAUUGUCACGUUGGUCAUCUCCUGGCAUAUGAAGGCUGCAACCAUGUGUGAAUAUUCGAAGCAGGAGUUUGUUGGUGGAUUGCAAUCACUAGGCAGGAUUGACUCCUUGGAGAAGUUUAGGGAAAGGAUACCGUACAUUCGUUCGGAGCUGAAAGAUGAUCAAAAGUUUCGUGAAAUAUACAUCUUUGCGUUUGGGUGGGCAAAGGAAAAGGGUCAGAAGUCUCUGGCACUGGAUACAGCAAUUGGGAUGUGGAAGCUACUGUUCGCUGAGAAGCAUUGGCCUUUAAUUGACCACUGGUGUGAGUUUUUGCAGGCGCGGCAUAAUAAGGCAAUUUCGAGAGAUACCUGGGCUCAACUACUGGAGUUUGUAAGAACUGUAGAUCCACAACUGUCAAAUUAUGACGCGGAGGGUGCUUGGCCAUAUCUGAUCGAUGAAUUUGUUGAAUAUUUGUAUGAGAAUGGCGUCAUCCAAAGAGGUCAAUGAUGGCAUUGAUUGGGUUAGUUGGACAGAUUCCAUUGGGGUAGUAUCAUCCUUUCUUCAAAUUUAUUGAAACAAUUGAACUCUGUUGCUCCUUAAAUCGCUGGCAAUAUUUCAACUUUGGGAGAAAAUAGAAAGUGGGGGGAAAUAGCAUUGGCUUGUUUGAAAGUGUGUCGUCUUGUAUUGUUCAUAUGUUGUAUCAUGAUUAUCUACCCAAAAAUUAUUGAAUUUGCCAUCAGAUUUGUUCUCUUUGAA